Messenger RNA from Erpetoichthys calabaricus (reedfish), 2532 nucleotides. It is a transcript of the gene stxbp3, whose product is annotated as syntaxin binding protein 3. Gene Ontology annotation, molecular function: syntaxin binding. Gene Ontology annotation, cellular component: plasma membrane; secretory granule. The transcript is spliced from 19 exons. NCBI's taxonomy places the organism in Eukaryota, Metazoa, Chordata, Cladistia, Polypteriformes, Polypteridae. Gene Ontology annotation, biological process: neurotransmitter secretion; intracellular protein transport; vesicle-mediated transport. The coding region runs from base 91 to 1890 and encodes 599 amino acids. The record is from RefSeq and is a predicted model, not a curated record.
GACAUUCGUCGGCUGACGUCACGGGACUUUUUGUUUUUUCCAUCCCACUAACCGCCCCCCUUUUCGCUCAGGCAGGCAGUGCAAAGCAAGAUGGCAUCUGGGACAGAAGCCAAUUUAAAGAAAUUAGUCUGGAAAAAGAUACAAGAUACAAUUAUUAAAGAUACUAAGGAUGAAGGUGACUGGAAGAUACUAAUCUUGGAUCAUUUCACUACCAAGCUGCUUUCUUCAUGCUGUAAAAUGACCGAUUUAAUGCAUGAAUCAAUUACAAUUGUUGAAGACUUGUAUAAAAACCGUGAACCGGUUGAAGACAUGAAGGCUAUUUAUUUUAUCACUCCAACUGAUAAGUCUGUUGAUGCCCUUGUCAAUGAUUUCAAGAAAAAGUUUAAGUACAAAGCUGCAUAUGUCUAUUUUACAGAUUAUUGUCCUAACUCCCUCUUUAAUAACUUGAAGACUUAUUGUGCAAAAUAUAUUAGGGUAUGCAAGGAGAUAAACAUUGCCUUUCUACCAUAUGAAUCCCAGGUUUUCACUCUUGAUUACCCAGACGCUUUUCAUAGUAUUUAUAGCAUAUAUGGGAUGGAUAAAAAUACCACUCUACAAAACAUAGCAUCACAGCUUGCCACAUUUUGUGCUUGUUUAGAUGAAAAUCCUGGUGUUAGAUAUAGAAGAGAACCACUGGAUAAUGCUAAACAUCUUGCUCAGUUGGUUGAUGAAAAACUUGCUGAACAUUAUAAAAUUGAUGAUAAUAACAAGGGAAAGGGGAAAACGAACACUCAGUUUUUGAUAAUUGAUCGAGGCUUUGAUCCAGUUUCUGUUAUCUUACAUGAGCUGACAUAUCAAGCAAUGGUUUACGAUGUGAUUCCAAUUGAAAAUGACACAUACAAAUACAAGACAAAAGAUGGUGCAUCAGGCAAAGAAAAACAGUGCGUACUGAAUGAGGAUGAUGAACUCUGGGUCAAACUGCGGCACAUGCACAUUGCAGAAGUUUCAGCGCAUAUCCCUAAACUUGUUAAAGAAAUAUCUGCUAACAAAAAAGCUACAGAUGGAAAGCAUAAUACAAUAGGAGCCUUGUCUCAGCUAAUGAAGAAGAUGCCUGCGUUCCGUAAACAGAUGUCUAAGCAAACAAUACAUGUUAGCUUAGCCGAAGACUGUAUGGCAGAGUUUCAGAAAAAAGUGGAAAAGCUUUGCAAAGUGGAGCAGGACUUGGCUGUUGGAGCAGAUGUAGAAGGUCAAAAGGUUAAAGACCCCAUGAGAACACUCCUUCCAGUUUUGUUGCAGAAUUACUCCACUUAUGACAAGAUAAGAGCUGUUUUGCUGUACAUCUUCAGUUUAAAUGGAACAACUGAAGAGAAUUUAAAUAAACUUAUUCAACAUAUUAAAAUUGAGGAUGAAAGCAAAAUCAUUCUAAACUGGAAGGAGCUUGGAGUACCAAUUCUUUCCUCUUUGAAUUACCAGACACGUAAGCCUCAGAGAAAAGAUCGCUCUCAAGAAGAAACUUAUCAGCUUUCUCGGUGGACGCCAGUUAUUAAGGAUAUAAUAGAAGAUGCUACUGAGAACAAGCUGGACUCCAAAGAAUGGCCACACCAGUCUGAGUGUCCGGCAGCUUGGAAUGGCUCUGGAGCUGUAAGUGCUCGGCAAAAAUAUAAUAAGCCGAGUAGUAUAGAUGAUAGAAGAAGUGGUUCAAGACUUAUUGUCUUUGUAAUUGGAGGCAUCAGCUACUCUGAAAUGAGGUGUGCAUACGAAGUGAGCCAAGCGUCAAAGUCAUUUAAAAUCUACAUUGGGUCCACACAUAUUAUAACACCUAAACAUCUCCUGGAUGACAUGCAGUCUCUGAGCAAAUCCAAAGUCCCAAUGGACACAUUUGAAGUUUACGAAGGAGAAUCGAAAGCUUAACAUACAAUCGAUGAUCAAACUGAAUUUUGAUUUCAAGGUUAAUAUUCAAGUUAAAGGUCAUUUAUUUUAAAAACUAUGCAAGUGCUUUUAUAGUUUUUUACAUUGUAUUUUAAUAUCCAUAGCAUUCCAUAUUUUAACAUGCUUAAAAGAAUCAAAAAAACGAGUUAUCAGUAUUUUCAGGCACUGCCUUAAACAAAACACUGUGCAGGUGAAAUAUUUGCGUUUUCCUUGUGGUUAGCACUGGCACCUACUGUAAAUAACAUUUUCUUUACAUAACUAAUGUAAAUAAAUUAGUCUGGUCAACCAAGCUUGUAUUUUGUGUAGCAAUGACAAAAUGCACAUCUUUUGAUAUGGAUUUGGCCCUACUGACCUCCUGAAUUUGUGUAAUCACAGAGAAAAUCAAGAUGUUAAUGACCUUGUAUUAUAACAAAAAAAAGUGCAUCUUCAGCUGAGUUUUUAUUUUCAAUGACGCUUUAGUUUGCACUAAGUGAGAUUUAAUUCAUUUUAAAAUAUACUGUAUUACUAACUAUAAGAGCUCUAAUUUUGUAAACAUGUGCUUAUUGGUUUCAAAUGUACACUUGUGUAAUGUAAAAUGAUAAUUAUUUAUCAUAACCUCAGUUGACAAAUAAAAUUAUUAUAUCA